Molecule: messenger RNA, 1353 nt
Organism: Encephalitozoon cuniculi GB-M1
Lineage: Eukaryota; Fungi; Microsporidia; Unikaryonidae
Exons: 1
Coding region: 1-1353 (450 amino acids)
Source: RefSeq, marked provisional
AUGAUGAAGCUUUCACUGCUGCUAGGUCUAGUAAGCUUCAGUGCAGUGCUUGCAAGCGAGAACAGAAGGGGGAAUUGCCAGAUGUGCCCUGAAGGUACCAGAUACUUCGAAAAAAACAAUCUUCUUGGAAGGAGGUUCAAGAACGAUGUGAGAAAGCUCUGCGGUGACGGAAUGAGCAGUGAUGUCCAUGAUGAAUCUUCAUCUCACUCCUCUUCCUCUUCUGACUGCAAACCAAGAAGAAGGAGACACCAUAGAAGAUACGAGGAUAGCUGCUCAUUUGGUUCUUCAGACUGCGAUGAUUCAAGCACCUAUUCAUCGUGUGUCUCCUCGGAAUGCAGUCCCCCAUGCCGACCCGUGCCUCUGAACUGCGACUAUGAGCUGAAGACACCUAUUAUCAACAUGGGAGAAAGGAUAUUUGAGUUCCUUAAGAACUACGAGGAUCAGUACAAGAAGGCCGUCGUUCUUUUCCUGACCAGGAUUCUCUCUCAGAUUGAUGGAUUUGCUCCCUCUUACCCAAGUGCAGAUUACGAGCCCCUGAUCGAACAGCUUGAGACGCUCGGGGUUACUGUUCCGUCCAACAUGGCAGCUGAUCUCGCAGCCCUGGAUGCUGCUGAGGCGACCUCACUUGCAGGAACUAUCAGAGCUAAUGCACAGAAGGUGAUAGGCGACCUACUCGCCAGAGUCAACACAAUGUGCUAUCUGGAUCUCAUGAGCCUCGUCACUAGCGGACUCUUUGCCAGCCAGGUCACAAGUGCAUUCAGUAAUACACAGCCAAUAAUUACCAUCGCAGGAAAUGAUCUGUUUACCAAGCAGAUGGCCGUGUUCCAGAGAUUACCAGGGACUCUACCCUCUGCAGCUAUUACUGCCAUCACUAAUGCUCUUCAAGCAAACAAGAACAAUUUCGUUACAUUCUUCACAACUCAAACGACCAACCUACAGACUGAUGUUCAAAAUGCUCUUACAGCACUGAUUACGGCGCUUACAACACUGACAAGUACCACAUCAACAGAAUUCACACAGUUUGCAAACUCUGAAAUUGGAGCACUUACAGGGAGAAUCUUUGGAUCAAGCGGAAGCGGAUCAGGCGGGUCAUCUGGUGGAUCAAGUGGAAGCGGAUCAGAUGGAAGCGGAUCAGGCGGGUCAUCUGGUGGAUCAAGUGGAAGCGGAUCAGAUGGAAGCGGAUCAGGCGGGUCAUCUGGUGGAUCAAGUGGAAGCGGAUCAGAUGGAAGCGGAUCAGGCGGGUCAUCUGGUGGAUCAAGUGGAAGCGGAUCAGAUGGAAGCGGAUCAGGCGGGUCAUCUGGUGGAUCAAGCGGAAGCGGAUCAGGAGGUGAAUCUGGUGGAUCUUCUUCAUAA